Aspergillus eucalypticola CBS 122712 is the source of this 726-nucleotide messenger RNA. RefSeq lists its product as uncharacterized. The transcript is spliced from 2 exons. The record is from RefSeq and is a predicted model, not a curated record. Lineage: Eukaryota; Fungi; Ascomycota; Eurotiomycetes; Eurotiales; Aspergillaceae. The coding region runs from base 1 to 726 and encodes 241 amino acids.
AUGAAGAGCACUCAAGAGGACGUCCGGAACCGCUCUUGCUGGUACAUGGGGACUACGUACGAUAACCAUCCUCUCUCCUCCAACCACAUGUGGCGCGAGGGACCGAUGGCAACCGUGUUACCAUUCAAGAUCCGCAAAGCGAACUCGACGAUCACGAAGAUCAAUGCCGAGUUAGAGCUUCCACUUCGGGAUGGUAUACCCGUCUCCAACCACGACGCUACGGACGCUGACGACGAGAACGAUAUCGCCGACGACGCUAACAAGACGGACAUAGACGAACCGCUUCGCCCUCUUGCCACGUCUACUCGCCCUACGGCGGCUCGUCGAGACACUGAUAGUUUUCCGUCUGGUCAUCCUAGCCCAACGCUUCCACACUCCUCGGCAAGUUUUACCGCGAUUAACGACACCACCAGACAAUCCGCCUUACAAGACUGGCCCUCCACACUGGAUCGUACUAUCUCGAUCCAGGAUUUCACUGCUGCGCAUAGCCCCGACACGCACAACGACACCCACGACGGGUUCGAGAGGUUCUCGGAUUUCAUCUACUACCCCGAGGACGAAACAACUAUUGAGCCAGUCGUCGGAGAGCAGACCAUCGGACUUACAGACAACGACGAAGCGAGUGAACCGCUCACCGAGUAUUCCACCGACUCUGGCGACCAACAGAAAAAUCAGAUCCGUUUAUCAUCCCGUACUGGCAGCACCACACAAUCUCCCGAUCACUGA